CGCAUCCGUUUUUGAAUUUUCCCCUCCUCCUCCGUUCCCUUCCCUUUUCUCUCCUUUCACACCUCUCUCUCUCUCUCUUCUUCCAAUUGGAAUACACAACAUGGACUUCAAUUGACUCCUUCCUUCUUCUCUGCCCUAUAUAUUUCCUUUUUCUCUCUCACCCUCACCCAUAAAAUGGCGGUUUCAGGUAGAAUGUCAGAGCUUCACCUCACCAAAUCAAUCAGCCCCGAUCGCCGAUCAGUCCCCGUCGUUUACUACCUCUCCAGAAACGGCCAGCUCGAGCACCCCCAUUUCAUCGAGGUCCCCCUCUCCUCCUCCGCCCACGGCCUCUUUCUCCGCGAUGUGAUCGGGCGAUUGAAUGUUCUUCGCGGGAAGGGAAUGGCCUCCAUGUACUCGUGGUCGUGCAAACGAAGCUACAAAAACGGAUUCGUGUGGCACGAUUUAUCGGAGAACGAUUUCAUCUACCCUGCUCGCGGCGAGGAAUACGUCCUCAAAGGCUCCGAGCUUCUCGAGAAUUCGUUCCUCGAGAGUCCUCUUCCUCCGCCGGAGAAUCAGCCGGAUUCCGGACACAGGCGGCGCCGGAACCAAUCGUGCAGCUCGAUCGAGUACGAGUACAGCGUCUACAAGGCGGAGCCCUCGUUCCGGUCCGCCGCCGACGCGUCCACGCAGACGGACGACGUGCGGCGGAGGCGACGCAGGGCUCCGGAGGAGGCGGAGAAGAGGAAAGAGGCGCGCGACGAGAUCUCGAUCUCGAUCUCGCCGCCGGCGUCGGAUUCGAGCCCCGAGACGCUGGAGACGCUGCUGAAGGCGGACGGGCGGUCGUCGAAUUCGAAAGGGGGGCAGCAGAUUCAGAGGGCGGCGACGACGAGUAAAUCGUCGGUUCUGAUGCAAUUGAUCACCUGCGGGUCGCUGUCGUUCAAGGACUGUGGGGCCGGGCAGGUGAUAUCGCAGUACAGAAUGAGAGUGCCGCGCAGCGGAGAUGGCGGCGGCGGAAGGGCGAAAGUGGAGGAGAAGGACUAUUUUAGCGGGAGCAUUGUGGAGACGAACAAGGAGGAGCCGCUGCCGACUCUCAAACGCUGCAAUUCCUACAAUGCGGGUCGGGUCGGGGACUUUUAGUUUUCUUUUUCUUUUUCUUUUUUAAAAAUUUUUGUUUUAACCGUAGGUUUGUGGAGUGUAGUGGGAUAUAAAUGUAUUAUUGGGGCAUAGAAAUAACAGCUGUGGUUAUUCAGUUUC
Molecule: messenger RNA, 1233 nt
Organism: Salvia hispanica
Lineage: Eukaryota; Viridiplantae; Streptophyta; Magnoliopsida; Lamiales; Lamiaceae
Product: protein SOSEKI 5-like
Source: RefSeq, a predicted model, not a curated record